AUGAUACGUGACCACAUCACGCCGGGCAGCAGCGUAACGCGGGUGCACUCAAGGCUGGUGCUCCUGUGGCAGAACAGCGUCGAGGCCGACCUCUAUUGCACGGACGAACUCACGGCUUUGCAGGCUAAAGCGAACGGGCUGUUGGAGGUCACGGCCCUGAUGAGCGGCGACAUCACCCGUCGCAACAUCCCCGGGAACACCUUCCGCCGCGCCAUUGCCCGGCUCAUGUCGAAGGGGGCCGCCGCAGGCCUCGUCUCACGGGGCGAGCGAGAGGUCGACAGCGACACAGGGGACGCCGAACACGUCGACGACGCCGGGCGCGCCGCCGCCGCCUUGCCGACCAACCUGCCCCGCCUCCAGUCCGUCGGCGAGCUGUCGCGCGUUUCGGAGGAAGACUCGACUCGCACCCGAUGGAGCAAGAGCCCCUGCAGACGUGGUUUGUUUGCCAGCGGCGUCAGCAGGGACCUGGAGACCGUUGGGGGUGGCGGAGACCUUGGUCGCGAGAACAGCAUCGGUGACGAUGUUCCGCGGUCCGCGAGCGACGCCGCCGCGGACACGAGUAAAGCCGGGAGGCACCGUCAGCACGGAGGCGGCGGCGGCGGCGGCGGCGACGGCGGCGGGAACAGCGGAGGGUAG
Molecule: messenger RNA, 636 nt
Organism: Ectocarpus siliculosus
Lineage: Eukaryota; Phaeophyceae; Ectocarpales; Ectocarpaceae
Source: the annotation of a GenBank genome assembly